Molecule: messenger RNA, 930 nt
Organism: Zootoca vivipara (common lizard)
Lineage: Eukaryota; Metazoa; Chordata; Lepidosauria; Squamata; Lacertidae
Source: RefSeq, a predicted model, not a curated record
GGGGUGGCUUUCCAGAUGGAUAACAACCUUAUCUGGGACUCAUUGGAUGGCCAAUACACAUGGGCCAUACAGGGCCUAAUUGAAAAGUUGGCAUCUGGCAAAUUCUGGGUCACUUCUCUGCCUAUGGGAAAGGUUAUGCUGAGAAACUGGGCCGGGAAGUAUCUCGCUGCAGUGGCUGUAGGAGAAAACCCAGUAAGCUUUCCCAUCCAGCCUGUUCAGUACUCAGAAGAUCCAUCUUUGCAGUUUGACGUCUUUUACAAGGGCAAUAGGGUUGCUUUCCGGGCCCACAAUGGGCUGUUCUUGACUAGGACCUAUAGAGGGUUCACUUCAGUUGAAGCAGCCAAGUUGGUCGCUGAUGAUUCCUGUUAUUUCCGCCCCCUGAUUGGAGACCUCCUCCCCCCAAAGUUCAAAAUACUGAGGGUGAUCACAGGCGAUCUCACUCACAUGAUCUACCACCACUCUGUCUUGGAUAAGCAGGUCUAUGCCAACCGGGGGGAAGCAACAGUGCAGCACACUUUCGACAUGACUUGGGAGACUACCGUUUCAGACACCGUUUUCUGGAACAGUCUGUGGGGGCUUGGUGUGGAAACUUCCUGCCACUUCACUCUUGAAGAUGCAAUGCCUCGUUUGGAGUACACGGAGAACAAUGACCGGACCGUCCUUGUGCAGAGGAAUAUUCAUCAGAGACUCACCCAGGAGGUGCUGGUGCCCCCCCAUACUGAAGUCUUGGCCAAGCUUGUUGUCCACAAAAACUCUAUGGCUACUGUGUCAUUCACAGCUGUCAUCCAAAAGGUGAAAUCAAAUGGCGAUGUGGUAAUGCUGAACAAAGGUGGGCUCUGGAAGGGUCUUGUCUACCACGGGGUCCAGCUGGAGAUCACAAAGCGGAAGCUGAGUGAGCGCAGGCCUCUUGAGGAAUGCCCCCUCCUGUGA